Molecule: messenger RNA, 855 nt
Organism: Apiotrichum porosum
Lineage: Eukaryota; Fungi; Basidiomycota; Tremellomycetes; Trichosporonales; Trichosporonaceae
Exons: 3
Coding region: 1-855 (284 amino acids)
Molecular function (GO): oxidoreductase activity, acting on a sulfur group of donors, disulfide as acceptor
Source: RefSeq, a predicted model, not a curated record
AUGCGCCGUGCACGCCUCGCCCUCUCGCUCGCGGCCGCCCUCGCGACAUCCGUGACAGCCAUCCCCACACCUUAUAAUUACGAGCAGGCUCCUCUGGCUGCAGUCGAGUCACCCGGUUUCGUCUUUGGACAUCCGGGGCAGCGCGUCAACGUCUCGCUCUAUGUCAUGUCUAGGUGUCCUGAUGCUCGCAUGUGUGAGAGCGUCUUUGAGGACGUUCUCAAGCACGAAGGCAUCCUGGACCAGGUGGAUCUCAAGCUCGAGUUCCUUGGAGACAUCGAUCGCCAUGCAGCUUACGGUGUGGACUGCAUGCACGGAGACGUCGAGUGUGCGGGCGAUGCCCACCAGCUGUGCCUGGCCGCACACACCCCUCUGGAGCAGUUCUAUGCCGCCCUCUCGUGCAUGAACUAUGGCAACUUUCCAGGCGCGAUCGGCACGAUUGCCCUCACUCGUCGAUGCGCCGAGACUUCGGGUAUCGACUGGUGGGCGUCGGGCGUCGGCAAGUGUGUAGAGGGCAAGCGGGCGGCCAUGGUGGGCAGGUACACCCAGCGCCUCGCUGCUCUCACAGGAGAGGGUUACGAGCCCCGUCCGAAAGAGUGGGACACCGAGGACGAGGACGCACCCCUGGAGCAUCUUGGCAAGGAGGCGCGCCUCCGCCUGGCCGACAGUGUCCGCCACACGAAAAAAGUCGGCGUGACAAAGAGCUGUACCAUUGAGAUUGCGUCCACUCUCAAGCACGACAAGACACGCCGAUGUGUCGUGGACGGUGGCGUCUGGAAAGGCUGUGAUGACGGCCACACCGCAGCCGACUUUGUGAGGGUCAUCAGCAAGGAGUGGAAGGCCCUCAACCCAACUUAG